AUAUUCAUUUGAUGGUUAAUAAAGCAAUAUCACUUGGUGAUAACCCAUCAAUAGAGGAAUUUUACGGGUUUCGUGCAAUGGUGCGGGAUGAAGGAUCUAAUUGUUUGGCAUAUGUGCAAGAGGCAGAUAGGAUUCAUGUGCAAGCCAAUUAUAGAAGAGAUGAGCAAAUGUCUGACCAUUUGCAUCCCCCUAUUCGUUGGCGAGGAAAAGGUGGUGUUGCGGGUAGGAAGGUACGUGUUGUUGAGAGAGGUCGAGCGCCUAUUGAAAUGGGUGAAGAUGAUCAAGCCACACAAGAUUUCCAAGUAGCCUCGGAUUAUGAACCAACAAACACUGAGAUUGUGCCAUACAUGACACCACAAACUCCACAAAUUUCAAGGGAUCCAAGUCUUACAUCACUUGAAAAUGUAUUUGGUAAUAAUCAACCUCAACAUUUUGACAACGCCCCAAACUUUUCCUCAUCGCCUGUAGAAGGUAAUGAGUUGAAUGAUUCUAACAAUGAAGUGGAUGGUGAUGAGUUGGAGGAUGCAAAUCAAGGUGCAAGCCAAGGUGGUGAACCAUCGGUGAAGAAAAAGCGUAAAAUUUUUCCUAAGCUUUGUGGGACUGGGAGUCAUCAUCUUAAUCAGCACGGCCAAAAGAAAAAAACAAAAGAUAACAAAGUUUCUGUGUUAACAAAGAAAAAAGGCAAAGGAUGAAUCA
Molecule: messenger RNA, 696 nt
Organism: Solanum stenotomum
Lineage: Eukaryota; Viridiplantae; Streptophyta; Magnoliopsida; Solanales; Solanaceae
Exons: 2
Coding region: 12-692 (226 amino acids)
Source: RefSeq, a predicted model, not a curated record